CGCGAAGAUUCUGUCUACCUCGCCAAGCUCGCCGAGCAGGCUGAGCGCUACGAGGGUGAGUACUUGGUCUUGACUUGUAUACAAAUCUCAUGACUCGGCAAGACAAUGGCUCAGUCGGGCAUGGCGGAUGUAGCUGGGGAAAGACCAGAAGCGAAGCAUCAUGAUAUUCUGCAAGUGUUGGGAGUAUGCUCACCCAGCCUUUUUCCAUAUUCGCAGAGAUGGUCGAGAACAUGAAGCGCGUUGCCUCGUCUGACCAGGAGCUCACUGUGGAGGAGCGAAAUCUGCUUUCGGUUGCCUACAAGAACGUCAUCGGCGCUCGCCGAGCUUCGUGGCGCAUCGUCUCCUCCAUUGAGCAGAAGGAGGAGUCGAAGGGCAACGAGUCUCAGGUCACUAUGAUCAAGAAGUACCGCGAGAAGAUUGAGGCUGAGCUUGCUCAGAUCUGCGAGGACAUCCUCGACGUUCUUGACAAGCACCUCAUUCCCUCGGCUGCGUCGGGUGAAAGCAAGGUCUUCUACCACAAGAUGAAGGGUGACUACCACCGCUACCUGGCCGAGUUCGCCACUGGCGACAAGAGGAAGGACUCUGCCGACAAGUCGCUCGAGGCUUACAAGGCUGCUUCGGACGUUGCCGUUACCGAGCUCCCUCCCACUCACCCCAUCCGUCUUGGCCUGGCGCUCAACUUCAGUGUCUUCUACUACGAGAUCCUCAACUCGCCCGACCGUGCUUGCCACCUGGCCAAGCAGGCCUUCGACGACGCUAUUGCUGAGCUCGACACGCUGUCGGAGGAGAGCUACAAGGACAGCACUCUCAUCAUGCAACUCCUCAGGGACAACCUUACCCUCUGGACCAGCGACAUGCAAGACUCGGAGAGCAAGCCCGCCGAUGCGCCCGCUGCCGAGGCUGCGGCGCCUGCCGAGGCCAAGGGCGAAGAGGCUGCCUAAAACCCAAAGUCAAGCAACAAUCGAAGCUCUCCCCUGCGCACCGGCAUACAGUGAUUCCUGGUCCUCAUCCUCUUUCCUUCCACCCCUUCAACGCUCUCCUCCCGCUCCAAUACAAUCUUCCGUUCUACUCGUUUCUUUUUUCUCCUCUCCCUCUAUCCCGUCUCCCAUCCCUCGUUUCGAUUCUCAUGAUAUUUGGCG
Molecule: messenger RNA, 1139 nt
Organism: Acaromyces ingoldii
Lineage: Eukaryota; Fungi; Basidiomycota; Exobasidiomycetes; Exobasidiales; Cryptobasidiaceae
Product: 14-3-3 protein
Exons: 3
Coding region: 219-941 (240 amino acids)
Biological process (GO): signal transduction
Cellular component (GO): cytoplasm
Source: RefSeq, a predicted model, not a curated record